Microtus ochrogaster (prairie vole) is the source of this 3695-nucleotide messenger RNA. RefSeq names its product thyroid hormone receptor interactor 4 (gene Trip4). Lineage: Eukaryota; Metazoa; Chordata; Mammalia; Rodentia; Cricetidae. Gene Ontology annotation, biological process: rescue of stalled cytosolic ribosome. The record is from RefSeq and is a predicted model, not a curated record. Gene Ontology annotation, molecular function: zinc ion binding. Gene Ontology annotation, cellular component: nucleus; RQC-trigger complex.
GCCCCAGGGUCAUGAUUUAUACCCACUCGUGGUAGGCGGAGCCAGGACGCUCCAGGGGAGCGCCAAGUGGGGUGCGGAGCUCUUCUGGAGGUGUGUAUAUUGUCUUAGCACAAUUACCAAAUAUCCUUUCUGGAGUUACAUCUCUAAGUCGAAGAAAUCAAACGCUAAAGCCCAACACACGUGUAAGACCAUCCGGAAGCUGAGAGAAGCCAGAGGCGGUGCGAGUGGGCGGGAUCAGCCUCAAAGGCGGGCCGACCAAGCGGGGCGGUGCAAGCUUGCGGAACCCUAGUCCUCGAGGUCUCCGUUUGCGAAGGGGACUAGUCCGGCGCCGGACGAGACGCUUUUGCAGCCCAGCUGGUUCCGGUUGGGGAAGAUGGCGGUGGCUGGGGCGGCGUCCCGGGAGCCUCUGGUACAGUGGUGCACCCUGCAGUUGCGGAAAACUUUCGCCCUGGAUGUCAGCGAGGAGAUCAUACAGUAUGUUUUGUCAAUUGAGAGCGCGGAAGAGCUACGAGAAUAUGUGACAGAUCUUCUCCAGGGAAAUGAGGGGAAAAAGGGUCAAUUCAUAGAAGACCUUAUAACUAAAUGGCAAAAGAAUGAUCAAGAGUUGAUUCCUGAUUCUUUUCAGCAGUGCUUGAAAAAAGAUGAAAUUUUAGAUGGCCAGAGAUCUGUAGACCAGUUAAAGCGGAGUAGGAGGAAAGGAAGAAACAAACAGGAAGUUCCUGCAUUUCCUGAACCUGACUUGACUAUAGAGGUCAAAACACCUUUAGAUUUGGCCAAGGCACAAGAAAGCAAUAACUCGGUAAAGAAGAAGACAAAAUUUGUCAAUUUAUACACAAGAGAGGGACAGGACAGACUUGCAGUCCUGCUUCCUGGUCGUCACCCAUGUGAUUGCCUGGGACAGAAGCACAAACUCAUCAAUAACUGUCUGGUCUGUGGGCGGAUUGUCUGCGAGCAAGAGGGUUCUGGCCCCUGCUUAUUCUGUGGCUCUUUGGUAUGUACUAAUGAAGAACAGGACAUUUUACAGCGUGACUCAAACAAAAGCCAGAAACUACUAAAGAAACUCAUGUCAGGGGCAGAAAAUUCUGGAAAGGUGGACGUCUCUACCAAGGACCUUCUUCCUCAUCAAGAGGCUCGGAUUAAGUCUGGUCUGGAGAAGGCUAUCAAGCAUAAAGAGAAGCUGCUAGAGUUCGACAGAACUAGUGUCCGAAGAACCCAAGUCAUUGAUGAUGAGUCAGAUUAUUUUGCCAGUGACUCUAACCAGUGGCUGUCCAAAGUUGAGCGGGAAACCCUGAAGAAACGAGAGGAGGAGCUGAGAGAACUCCGACAUGCCUCACGACUCUCUAAAAAAGUCACCAUUGACUUUGCAGGGCGAAAGAUCGUAGAAGAUGAAAAUCCACUAGCUGAGUAUCACAGCAGACUAGAUGAGACAAUACAGGCCAUUGCCAAUGGAACUUUGAACCAGCCACUGAUCACGUUGGAUAGAUCCUCUGAAGAGCCUUUGGGAGUUUUGGUAAAUCCCAACCUGUACCAAAGCCCUCCCCAGUGGGUAGACAACACUGGCUCUGUCCCACAGAAGACUUCACUCUCAGCAGGAACGAGACUAGAGCCCAGUUUACAUCAGCACCAACUGCGAAUCCAGGACCAGGAAUUCCAGGAAGGCUUUGAUGGUGGCUGGUGCCUCUCUAUGCAUCAACCCUGGGCCUCUCUGCUUGUCAGAGGGAUUAAAAGGGUGGAGGGCAGAUCCUGGUAUACACCUCAUAGAGGAAGACUUUGGAUUGCAGCUACAGGCAAAAGACCUUCCCCUCAAGAGAUCUCAGAACUCCAGGCUACCUAUCGUCUUCUUCGUGGAAAAGAUGUGGAAUUUCCAAAUGAUUAUCCAUCAGGUUGUCUUCUGGGCUGUGUGGACCUAAUUGAUUGCUUAUCCCAGAAACAAUUUCAGGAGCAGUUCCCGGACAUCAGUCAAGAGUCUGAUUCUCCAUUUGUUUUCAUCUGCAAAAACCCUCAGGAAAUGGUUGUGAAGUUUCCUAUUAAAGGAAAUCCUAAAAUCUGGAAACUGGAUUCCAAGAUCCAUCAAGGAGCAAAGAAGGGGUUAAUGAAGCAGAAUAAAGCUGUCUGACCCAGGAAAAAAGGAACUAUACAGCAUAGUGAAGUCUUGUAUACUAAAUUGCUAUCCGCUGGUCCUUUGGGAUUGAAGCAGUACAAAGCUAAAGGCUUGACAUGACACCAGGCUUCAAUCUUUGAGAAUUUAAACUCUUACAAAUCUGUAUAUAUUUUCUUACAAGGUGGGAUUCUUUAUGUAGUGGGCCAAAAUCUUUGAAUACAUUAUUUAUAAAAUCUCAUUUUAAAAAUUCUAGGUCUUUGAUAUUUUUCUUGGAACUAAAUUAAAAAGAGAAAGGAACAAAUUGGAAACUAUUUUCCUUUGUGAAAUUUGUAUUUGUGGUUAGGGAAAUCUUAAUCUAGGUUAACAAUUUUACAAGAGACUCUUUGAAUUUAAAAUUUUUUUUUCAAAAUAAUAGAAUAGAGAAUACUAGGAUGUUUGAGGAAUUUCUGUCUAAUAUAAGCCCAUGGUGAUGUAAAAUGUUCUUACCAAAUGUUCUGCUGUUGACAUGUUGAGACUGGGUCUCACUGUGACCCAGGCUUGCCUGGAACUCAUAGCAAUCCUCCUGCCUAAGUCCCUUAAGUGCCAUGUUACAGACCAAAGCCACUGUGUCCAGCUUCUAAUCCAACAUCACUUGGAGUGAAAAGCUAGAGUUACCAUUAUUAGCAGAUUAUAUUUUUUGGAAAAGAUAACAUGAAGACACGCUUCUUUUUGUUCUUUAGUUUGAGAGGUCAGGACAAGAAGAUUAGAUUAGGAAGCGGGAAUCAACGAGCCACCUGCUAAGGCAGCUUGAAGCUACUUUGUUUAUUUUGCUGGUGUUGCAAAUCAUUAUGUAGAUGGGACAAUUAGAGGAAGAUUGGAAAAUACAACCCUCUCAGUAAAUACAACUAAGACCCUCUAGUGUUGAAAGCCUUUUUAUACUAUCAAUAUCCUAAAAAGCUAUGACUGGAAAAGUUGGUUUCAAGUGAGAUUUUUCACUGGUCCCUUUAGCCCUUCUCAGGAAUCACUUCCUGUUGAGACUCUUCUGAAGUGCUAUUGGAAUCUCAGUCGCUGGGUCCUAGGAAAUUCAUGAUCUUAAAUGUGUAUGCUCUGCUUUUUGUAAAACACCAAUACUACACUGGGGAUGUUAGACUCCCUCCAGCAGUUUGUGUGCUUGACUUAAAAAAGAAAGAGUGAGUGAGAAGGGGGAAAGUACCCUGUGUUAUGAAAAAGAUUAAUUUCCCUCUCUUUAAUCCUUCAUAUUCAGCAUUUAUUUGCAUUGAAAUGCCUCCACUCAUUACACAUUGAUGUUCACUCAACUGUGAACUCUGCUUGUUGCACAGCAUUGGUUCUACAGAGCCUGAUCACUCCGGCUUCCCAGGGAAAACCGAACAGACUCUUGUCCCAAUGAUGCACACAUAUAGUGUUCUCUCUCUUGUUCUGUUGGACCUCUGUGGAGAAAGUGGAAGAGGACAGUGAAUGGCAUUUAUUCAGGUGGGGGUGUCUUUUUGGUCUCUUGCAAACCCUACCAUUAUUGAAGGCAUUACUGUGCUCACUAUGCAAUUAAUAGUUUACCAAGCAGUGGUACCUUAAAUUCUUGCUGAAGUUGUCUGGCUAU